AGCACUGAAGUUUUAGUUACGACCGCUGGAUGUGAAAACGAGGAAGAUCCCGGACAGCAGCUGAAAAUCUGAAAAUCUGCUAGAAAUAGCAAAUCGCUUGUGAAUAUUAUAAAUUCCGUGGUAGAAAUGGAGGCUGCAGGAGAGGAGAGUAUGGAUGUUCAGGGAGCAGCAGCAGACGAGCCAAUCUUUCCCGGACAUGGUCAGACUUCUGCCGCUAAGCCAGUGUGGGCUUCGUUGGAGGAAGCAGCUCAGAAGAAGACAGAAGGAAACGCGUUUUAUAAAGGGAAGAACAUCCGCUCAGCCAUUGGCCGUUAUCACCGAGCGCUGCUGGUCCUGAGAAGUCUCGACUCGGAGGUGCUGGCUUCGGUGAAAGGGUUUGGACCUGAGAUGCCUGCGCUCACCUCUGAACAGGAGGCUGUACUGAGGAACACACAAGUGGACUGCUACAACAACCUAGCUGCCUGUUUGCUGCAGAAACAGAGUGUCGACUAUGCUCGUGUGCGGGAGUACAGCCUGCGGGUCCUGAAGUGGCGACCGGGUGACGUUAAAGCACUGUACAGGGCAGGAGUAGCCACUCUGGAGAUGGGAGAUGCGCAGACUGCCAAACAGUACCUGACCCAGGCCUGCAGAGAGCAGCCUAACGAUGCCAAUGUGAGGAAGCACCUGCAGAGGGCAGAGGAGAAGCUGAAUAAAGAGCUACAGAAAGAAAAGGCCAUGUAUCGAGGAAUGUUUUCCUCCAGCCUGAAGAGCAGCUCGGUAGAAGAGACGAACCAAACCCACAGAACUGGUGAGGGAGUCUAGCCUGCUACCCUCAUCCGAAUACAGACUGUUCAACCUCAACUGAUCACAAAUCAACUGAAGAAUGUCCCCACAUCUUGAACUACUUGUGCUAGUAUGUCUUUACAAGAGAAAUGUGGAUUAUAGAGAAUACUCACACGGUUAAUGGAAAAGUAAAGAUGCUGCUGCUGAAAAUAGAAAGGAUAGGACGGGAAAGUCUGUUUCCUAGCAACAGGGACACAAUGCUGUUUUUUAGCCAAAAAGGGCAGGGGUUUGAAUAUUUCAUAAAAAAUGCUCCUGAAAGCUAUAUGAGGACUCCUUAUGCACUACUCAAAGUUCUGAUCAUGUUGUUUUGACUGGAGCUGUCUGGUCGGUGUUGUGAAUGUGGAUUUUUUUUUUUCUUCAAGUAAAAUAAUUUUUGAUAAAUGACUUGAGAAGUCCUUUUAGCAGACUUAUUUUUAUAACAUACUUUGAAAUGUAGGUAUUACAGGCACAGAACAGGUUUCAUUAUACAUAUAUUUUAAUCAUGAUUUGCCAUGAAGACACAUUUUGUCUUAAAUAACUCAGCAGUAUUAAUGAUUCAAUAUUUAUGUGAAAAUCCUGAGCACUAUGUCAAGUUAAAGAGUAUUUGCUUUGUUUUGGUCAUUGUCUUGCCAAUAUGAUUGUACUUCAGAGGCAAUAUUGCCAAUAAACAUCAAGAAAAUCCCA
Molecule: messenger RNA, 1485 nt
Organism: Labrus mixtus (cuckoo wrasse)
Lineage: Eukaryota; Metazoa; Chordata; Actinopteri; Labriformes; Labridae
Gene: ttc9c
Product: tetratricopeptide repeat domain 9C
Exons: 4
Coding region: 127-801 (224 amino acids)
Molecular function (GO): protein binding
Source: RefSeq, a predicted model, not a curated record